AUGUCUCACGAAUUUGAACUUCGUUUACAUAAAAAUUGCUUUGCGUCUUUCAAAACUUUAAUUUCACCUCCAACAGUCUCAACCUCACCAGAAGGUUCUCUACAAGUUCAGUGGCGUUCUAAAGGGCCGGGACGUGGAGUUUUUGGUUAUCGAGUGCUUUAUAGAUAUCCGGGUGGUGGAUGGAACCCUUACGGUCAAAUAGUUCCUUAUACCGGAGAUGAUGAGGACUACAAUUUGGCAUUGACCGGACUUUCUCCAGGAGUUCCUUACGAAUUAAAAAUCCAAACACUUGACAGAAACUCUUAUGUUUUGUUUACUUCACAAGAUGUUCGUUCAUCUUCUACAUGUCUUCCACCAACACAGCCACCUUCUCAAUUAGCUAUUGAUGCACCUGAUGCUCGACAUGUUCGAGUUACUUGGGUGCCGGUGGUGCAAAGUGCUUGGAAAUGUUCGGAAGCUAAAGUGGAAUUACAAACAAUUCGUGCUCGAACCACAAACGAAGCCGGCCAUUCACCUUGGUCUUCAUCCGUCUCAGUUUCGACUCUUUCUUCUGCCCAAUCACUCGCCGAACCAAUUGACGGUCCUUUCGUUUCUCUAGUUCAUGGAAUGCCUCGACUAAGUUGGAAAGGCCGUGAAGGCUCCGACCCAGAAUUGGUCGAUCAUUUUACUAUUGAAUGGAGAACGAGAACAGAACAACGCUGGAAUCAAUUGCCACAGCGUAUUCAAUUCACAGGGUGGCAAAGGCCGUAUAAUGUUGAUUUGGAUCAAUUGCCUGCUGGGCAUUUAUAUGAAGUUCGCAUUCGGGCACUCGAUCACAAUUUGGGUACAGCAUUUCUUUCUGGAACGGUCACAGUCCAAGCCCAAGCUCAAUGCCGACCACCCCAUUCGUCGCCAAGAAAUUUGGAGAUAACUCCUCUGGGUCCAAACCAGCUUCGCUUGAGUUGGCAUCCUUUGCCCGAAACGGAAUGGAAUUGUGAUCAGCUUUGGUAUGUGGUCAAGUAUUCCAGCACUGAACAACAGGUUUAUUUUGAUGGAUUCAACCCAGCUCGACGAAAUACGUCGAAACUACUCAAUUUGGUUCUAAGUAGACAGACUGUUGUAGAUCGGCAGAAGUCAAUUUCAAUAAAAAAUUUCUUUCAGGGCUUCCGCAAUUUAAGCAAUAAUGAUAUUAGUACAAUCUUUGACUCAGCACCAUUCACUCAAUGGCACUUCCAAAUACAAGCUGCAAACCCUGCCGGUGCCGGUCCUUGGAGCUCACCUUUGGAUGGACAAACUUUGGGAACUGCACCAGGUCCAGUUGGGGAUUUCUCUGCACAAACUCUAACACCCGAUGCUGUUCAACUUUCAUGGCGUCCCCCACAAAUUCCAAACGGCCAAAUAACAGGCUAUGAGGUUGGCCUAGAGCUGAUCUCACGAGGAAUGUGCCAAAAUGGACAGAAUGUUGCAGGAAGUGAUGCUGCUGGAGGAGGAGGGGAACAACAACAACCAGCUGCUACUACGCUCCUUUCAGACAAAUCAUCCUUCACUCUUCAACAGCUACACCCACAUUCACGCUAUAGAAUUGGAGUGGCAGCACGGACAGACACGGGCGCUGGAGAGAGAGUGACAAGAGAAGUUCAGACUGAUCAGUCAGUGCCAACAGCCCCUCCAGCCAAUUUUCGUGUCGACAACAUAGGCGAAAAUAAUGCCGAGUUGAGCUGGCAUGCACCUCCAUGCGUGCACACAAAUGGUGAUAUAACUGAAUAUGAGUACGAAAUCGCUGCUGCGGACAGACUUUCUGCACAAAUUCCACGCGUUACAGACGUCACUCGUUCCACACGUGUUCACUUAACCGGCUUGGUUCCGUCGACUUCUUACUCGGCCCGUGUGAGAGCUUUUACUGCGCGUGGUCCAGGACCUUGGUCGCCGGAAUUGCGAUUCCAAACGAGGCCUUCAGCAUUGCGCGAGCCAAUGCCACAACCGAGAGUUUAUGCUACAGGAAAUAAUGAAGCUCAGUUGGUAUGGCAAACAACUCAAGGGCAGUCUGGAUAUUGGGACAAGUUUGCAUGUCAAUGGGCACCUACUGGCACUCAAAAAUACAAGGAAGAACGUGUUGUCCCUGCCUAUAAUCCAUGUUCUGCCGAUCUGGUCCGUCGCUAUCAACUUCCACCCAGCACCACACAGCUACAAACCCAUUGCACAGCUUUGCCUGUUCGACAAGAUCCAUCAGCACUUGACUAUCGAGUACGUGCUAAACCUCAAGGACAGCCAUGGACACAAUGGAGUCCUCCUCAAAGACCUGUUGUUGUACAACCGCCACCACCUCCUCCCCCACGCCCUCCUCCUCGACAACCACGCCCAGCAAUUGUUGAUGAUUGUAUACAAUUACUAGCUUUGCACAAACAAGGAGGAUCUGCAAAUACUUUGAGAUUUGCUUGGUCUGUUCGGCCAUCAGAUUUGUUGCGUUGUGCUGCUUUUAUUGUAUCCGUGACACCAAGAGAUGGUAGAGAACCUGCUCGCCAAUUCCGAGUUGAUUCUAGCACAAACCAAUACACUGCAGAUUCGUUAAGGCCUGGGACGGUCUAUGCGGUUAGUGUUCAGCCUGUAGUGAAUGAACGACCUUGUCCUGGAAUGACGGUUGACAUGACUACUGAUGUGGAACCUCUCUUCCAACUGGACCAACGACCACGAAUCGUCGAAGAAAGGGCCACCUCAAUCACAAUUGCUUGGGACGUCCCUUCAUCCAUUCAAUGCUCAUCCUUCAUUGUUGAAUACCGCCUAGAAACAGGUCCUUGGCAACAAAUGCAGCAAAGGGUUCCUUGUCAGCCGGGCAGAACAACAUAUACAGCUACAGUACCAGGACUUCCUACAAAUAGUGCUGUUGAUUUGCGUGUUAGAGCUAUUUCAUUGCAAAACCAACCCAGCAAUCCAAGCCCUGAGGUCCGAGGCCACACAAAAUGUUCACCUCCAGACUCUCCCCCUCAUGGUUUACGUCUUGAUUCCCCUACACAAAACGAAGUAAGGCUCAGUUGGGCACGUCUUUCAAAACUCAGUUGGAACUGUGACGAGCUUCAAAUUGAUAUAGGCUACAGAACGGCUAAUCAGCCCGAACGAAUAUUGACUGUCCCAGCAGACAAAGUCGAACACAUUUUCUCCUCAGAACCUAACACCCGUUGGACAGUUAGACUACGAGCUACAAACCAAGCAGGAAGUAGCCCUUGGGGACCAGAACAAACACUCGUUACAAGGCAAGGAGCGCCUGGACAUGUACUAAAUAUGCAAUUAACGCCUCUAUCUCCAAACGAAAUAAAAGUUACUUGGUCACCUCCAACCGUUCAAAGAGGAACUAUUGUGGGUUAUGACAUCUCUUAUAGACUAAAGCAUAGAUUGGCUUGUCCAGAAGAAGAGCCACGUGAUGUUAGCAGAGAUUUUGUUACAAUCUAUAAUCAUAAGGAUACCGAAUAUAUCUUAACCGGUCUUCUUCCAAAUUCAUUAUAUGAAGUCAAAGUCCAAGCAAGAACAACACAACUAGGCCCAGAAGAAACCCGUGAGGGAGCAACCUUUCAACAACCUCCAAGUGCUCCGCCUCUAAAUCUUCAAUUGACUUAUGCCUUGGAACGUUCUCUAUCUUUUCAAUGGGAACCUGUGGAAUGUUCACAAAGGCAUGGACAAAUAAUUGCUUAUGAAUACGAAAUUAUUGGACAGGAUGAUUGGGCAAAGUUGGAAAGACAAAUUGCUAAUAUAUCUCAACAGCGUGUAACUAUUGAUGGCCUUACACCUUAUACUAAGUACGUUUUCCGAGUUCGUGCCUACAACGGCGUUGGCGGAGGACCUGCUACCGAAAAUUUGGAUGUAAUGACGGCCAAAGCAAAUGCACCACUUCCUCCCCAAGACCUUGUGGUCACUCAGGAGGGUGUUUCUUGGUUCACAGUUUCUUGGCUUCCACCUUAUCCUCCUUAUGGACCACACGAUCGUUAUAAACUCCAAUAUCAACAUUUGAGUUCAUCACCAAAUGAUUGGAAAAGUAUUGAGGUUGAUUCAAGAAGCAGAGAGUUGGAAUGCCCAGUACCCGGUCCACGUCUUUGCUACAAUAUUACCGGUCUUGAUCAAGGACAGCAAUACCGAGUCAAAGUAGCUGCCCAUAUUGAAGGAGGCAAUUACGGUCCUUUCUCCCAGAUUGUUAUUGCAAACACACUAAGAGUUGUUCCUGGAGCUCCUGCUUCCAUUGAUUUGAUAGCCAAAACUGACCAUUCCUUGCAUGUUGGGUGGAAACCUCCAUAUGACCAAUUAGGGCAAAUUACUGAGUAUCGCCUAUCUUGGCAAUCUCUUGCCCAUCCAAAUGCUCGAAGUCAGUCUACAAUUGUUGACCACCCCAAAAUGGAUCAUUUAAUUGAUGGACUUGAGCCAGAGACUUAUUACAAUAUUUCUCUCUCAGCCGGCACUCCACACGGAUUUGGGCCGGAAAUUUGGGCUCAGUUCAGGACAGACUCGUUCCGAACACCUUCUGUUCUACAAUCACCUAUAUUGACGCCUGAGGGGGCACAUACAAUACAUGUGGAAUGGACGGGGGUUGUAGACACUCAAAAUAGAGUGGCUGGAUAUAUUGUUGAAAGUAGAACCAGUGAUGCUCCUCAAUGGAUUGAAUCGAGUAGUGUGGUCCCGCAUGAGCCAGGAAGGCGUCAAUACAAAACUCGAUUGGACGGUCUUGAACCUGAUACUCUCUACUUUGUCCGUAUCAAAGUAGUUGACAAUCGCCAACGUGUAAGUGAAGCCUCUCCAGAAGCACAUGCACGUACUGGUUGUGCUCCUCCAACUUCACCGCCCACAAGUGUUGCUUUACACGGGUCAAGUGAUUGGCGUCAAGUUAGAGUUUCCUGGCAACCACCAAAUAAACAAAGCUGGCUUUGUUCAACAAUAAGUUAUGAAUUGGAAUAUCACAAUGGAUCGGUGCCUUCGAGAUUAGUUGAUGUUCCUAGCGGCUACACAGACCACAGUUUACCUUCAGGACCAGGGACAGCUUGGAGAGUCCGUGUUCGAACAAAGAAUCCUGCCGGUGUCUCUCCUUGGUCGCCAGAAGUUGAAUUGAGAACAGGGGGUAGACCGCCGGGAGAAGUAACCGAUCUCCGAGCAGAUGCGACAGGUCCAGACAGCGUUUCCUCUACUUGGUCACCCCCUGAAUCUGACGAUGAAAUAACUGGAUAUACUCUAGUCUACACUUUAAAGUCGAUUGGGGAAUGCGGGCCGAGUUCAGCCUCUAGACCUAUUACGAGGGAAACAACAGAACCUAAUUUGGAUUUGCAAGGAUUGUUGCCUGAUUCUACUUAUGAUAUUACUGUUACUGCACAUACUGCUACUCAAGAAGGGAAACGGUCUAAAGUUGUUACUGUGAGGACUGAGGAAGCUCGUAUGUUUGUUUAAUUUUUGGGUAUUAAACUAGUGUUCACUUGUCCAAAAAUUUGACCAGAAAGAGGGUAGUGCGCCAAAAAACGCAGAACAUCAUGGCGCUCAAAUCUCCUGAAUGAAAUUUAAGGGAACCCGUAGCGUAUAAAUAGAUUAAAUCAAUUUGGAACUAUUAAAAACAAUACUCAAAAACAAUGUAAAAUUAGCCCGUCCUCCAAAAAAUAUUUAUCCCUUUUACAAAAAUAAACAUGAGUUAUUAUCAAGUAUACAAACAACCAGAGUUGGCGAAUCUAGGAAAUUUUCGGAUAUCCGUAUCCAAAAUGGUUAUAUAAUGAUCAGCCAACUCCAAAUACAACACAAAACAAAUAAUAUAUUUAUAGGGAAAGAGUUCUUUUAUUCAUCCCAAACAAUUUCGACUUGUCCUAACUCCAUCCAUAGCCCGGUC
Molecule: messenger RNA, 5824 nt
Organism: Meloidogyne enterolobii
Lineage: Eukaryota; Metazoa; Nematoda; Chromadorea; Rhabditida; Meloidogynidae
Source: the annotation of a GenBank genome assembly